Aaosphaeria arxii CBS 175.79 is the source of this 1875-nucleotide messenger RNA. RefSeq lists its product as uncharacterized. The transcript is spliced from 2 exons. Bases 1 to 1743 code for a protein of 580 amino acids. Lineage: Eukaryota; Fungi; Ascomycota; Dothideomycetes; Pleosporales. The record is from RefSeq and is a predicted model, not a curated record. Gene Ontology annotation, biological process: endocytosis; intracellular protein transport. Gene Ontology annotation, cellular component: cytoplasmic vesicle; clathrin adaptor complex.
AUGAGUGUGAUAGAAGCUCUCCAUAUAUUCGAUGAGCACAACACACCUCUUCUCGAACACACCUAUACUGGUCGACCGCCGCCUGCCAGCAUUCUACUCCCACUAUUCCUCUCACAACCUGAUCCGAGACCUUCACUGAUAUAUCUACCGAAUACCAAUCCGCCGACGCUUCUUUACUCGAUAAUCCAGGACCAGCUACUCUUCCUAGCUCCAUGUUCCAAGGAUACAGAACCGCUACAGGUGCUGGAAUUUCUUCACAGGGUUGCAGAUGUUCUUGAAGACUUCCUAGGAUCGCCUUUAUUGGCUAGCAAAAUAGAAGGGAAUUACGAUGUUGUGGCGCAAUUGUUGAACGAGAUGGUGGACGGAGGUGUGAUAUCUUGCACUGAACCCAACGCACUGAAGGACGUAGUGGAGACACCGAGUUUCAUGAAAAGUCUACUGGGAGGAGUGGGAUUGCCUAGUUCAGCACCAUCUUCUUUGACGCCGUCCGCGACGCCAUUUUCGCUCACUUCGCGACCUUCCCUGGGCCGACCGACCUCGAAUCCAGCAAACAAUGCACCUUCGGUGCCCUGGCGGCGCGCAAAUGUCCGUCACACAUCCAACGAAAUGUAUGUCGAUAUCGUCGAGACGUUACAAGUCACGAUAGCGCCAUCGGGACGACCACUCUCCGCGAUUGCCAAUGGCACAAUAGCAUUCACCGCGAAAGUAUCUGGAGUACCGGAUCUACUACUGUUGCUGGGAUCACCUGGUGGGAUCUUGAACACCGUUUCCCUUCCCGUAUUCCAUCCUUGCGUCAGAUUGAACCGAUGGAAAGAGAGACCAGGCGAGCUCAGUUUUGUGCCUCCGGACGGUCGAUUCGUACUCGCUGGAUACGAAGUCGACCUUCUUGGUUCAAGAGCUUUGGAUUCCUUCUCUACGGCUUCAAAAGCAGGUUCUGCGCCCAAACUGAAAAUCCCCGCCACAGCCUCGAUAGCUACGUCUAUGGGACCUAGUGGUACGGAUUUCGAAGUUCGUCUCACGAUAAACCCACGUUAUGCCGGCAGACAAUCGAGCACACCGUCUAGCGCAACAGGGUCCUCAUUUCCCCGCGGUAGUGCUAUAGGUCGAGGCUUAGGAGGUACAUCAUUUGGCGGCACAGCCUCCGCAGGUACGACGGCCGCGCCUAGCAUUGAAGAAGUCGUCGUCCACAUCCCGCUUCCCGCUGGAGUAAAGAACGUCACCGACCUAAGAAUCGUACGAGGUGCUGGCGACGCCGGAUACGCGCCCGGAGAUCGCAGCAUCGAGUGGAGGAUCAGCCAGCGAGAAGUCAACAGCCUGAUGUCCACGGACCGAGGUUCAGGGAUGGGUGCCACAGCGACCUUACGCGGUACAGUCGUAGGUGUCGAUGAAGAGGAUGCUAGUGAGGGCGGUCCUGUUGGAAUCACAUCAAAUCCUUACGAGUAUGAUGACGAUGAAGAGGGAGCCAAUGCCUCCUCAUCAUACCAGACGCCAUCCGACCCAGUUCUCUCGAAGAACAAUAGUCUAGAAGACUCGGAUGCGCGACGGAUCAAACUCAACAAAGUACUCAUGCCAUCCUGUGUGACAGUGAGCUUCUCAGUAAAAGGUUGGCUGCCGAGUGGCAUCAAAGUGGAGAGCCUGGCAAUUGAUAGUAAGAGAAGUAAAGGGCUUGGUGCGGGCGUGACGCCGUAUAAAGGGGUCAAGUAUCUUUGUGUUAGUAGGAAGGGGGUCGAGAGUCGUUGUUAAUUGGACCCGAAAUGAAUAAAAUAUAAGGCUUGAAAGGCAUACAUUUUACUGGCGCUUUUUCCUCCCCUAAAGUACAUCUACUUCUAACAGCUAAGCAUACAAACAGACAGACUUGAUAAAACAGCAAAUGAU